This is a messenger RNA of Lasiodiplodia theobromae, 1383 nucleotides long. Its product is annotated as Indoleaminedioxygenase family protein. Gene Ontology annotation, molecular function: heme binding; metal ion binding. The transcript is spliced from 5 exons. Lineage: Eukaryota; Fungi; Ascomycota; Dothideomycetes; Botryosphaeriales; Botryosphaeriaceae. The record is from RefSeq and is a predicted model, not a curated record. The coding region runs from base 1 to 1383 and encodes 460 amino acids.
AUGUCGUCUCCACCCCGCUUCGGCUUUGAUGUCCUCACGGACUCCAAGCCCAACGACAACUCCCUGCCGGCAUUCAUGGUCUCCACCACCCGUGGUUUCCUGCCGCGCCAGGACCCUGUCGUCAAGCUGCCUGCCGACUUUGACCCACUCGAGUCCAUCCUCUCCCGCAUGCCAAUCAAGACACUCUCAGGUGCUCCGGGCCUGUUGGCCAGCUUCCAGCUCGGCCCUACCGUCCACAAGGAGUUGCCUGACUUGUCGAAUGCGGUUGAGAAGUACAAGGACAACCUGCCCUUGAUGAAUGCACUGUACCGCGACUACUCCUUCCUGGCCUCGGCGUACCUCCUUGAGCCCUGCCAUGAGCGCUUCAUGCGCGGCGAGCUCUACGGACUCGGUCGUCAAAGCCUCCCAAGCAACAUCGCACUUCCUAUCACCAAGGUUGCUAAGUUCGCUGGUUUCAUGCCAUUCAUGGAGUACGCAGGCUCCUAUGCACUGUUCAACUAUCGUCUGGAGAACCCGGCUCUGGGUCUCGAGUACGACAACCUUCGUCUCAUUCGUGCGUUCGAGCUCGGCUUAGACCCCACAUCUUCUGAGGCAGGUUUCGUGCUCGUGCACAUUGCUAUGGUGAAGCACUCCGGCGCUCUCGUGUCGGGUGCUGUCGAAGCUCUCAACGGCGCCCUUGGCAAGGACCGUGAGGCAUUCAACGCGGGGAUGGCGGAUCUCGUGAAAGCCAUGGAUCAGAUCAACAAGGUCAUGAACACCAUGUGGACCAAGAGCAAGCCCAGCGGCUACACCAGCUUCCGUACUUUCAUUUUCGGUAUCACUUCGCAAAGCAUGUUCCCCAAUGGCGUCAUCUACGAGGGCGUCAGUGACGAGCCCAUGUCUUUCCGUGGAGAAUCGGGUGCCAAUGACAGCAUGGUCCCGCUCUGCGACAACCUCCUGCAAAUUGCCAUGCCUCAGACUCCCCUUACAGAUAUCUUGAAGGACUUCCGCCAGUACAGACCUGGCAACCACCGCGACUUCCUCGAGGCUGUCAAGGACUACUCGGAGAUGGCGAACCUCAAGGAGUACGCCAUGUCUGACCCUACGUCUGCCUCGCUGUACCUGCGCGCUCUGGACCAGGUUCGCGACUUCCGUUGGCGUCACUGGUGCUUCACUCGCGAGUAUAUCCUGAAGAACACUUCACACCCCACGGCUACUGGCGGCAGCCCUAUUGUUACUUGGCUCCCCAACCAGCUACAGGCGGUCAUGGCCAACAUGGUUGAGGCCUACGACUUCUGCAAGGACGUUCCCGGCACCGGCGACAUAAUGGACGUCGUGCGCUCGCAGCAAGACACUCUGGCCAAGGAGGUUGCGAAGUACUGCGCCGAGCGCAGCGCUUCAUAA